Messenger RNA from Sporothrix brasiliensis 5110, 927 nucleotides. Its product is annotated as prohibitin-2. The transcript has a single exon. The coding region runs from base 1 to 927 and encodes 308 amino acids. Gene Ontology annotation, biological process: mitochondrion organization. Lineage: Eukaryota; Fungi; Ascomycota; Sordariomycetes; Ophiostomatales; Ophiostomataceae. Gene Ontology annotation, cellular component: membrane; mitochondrion. The record is from RefSeq and is a predicted model, not a curated record.
AUGUCCGGCCGUGGCCCCAUGGACGACUACGUCCGCCGGCUGCAGCAGAUGGCGCUGAACAGCAGCCGUCGCGGCGGCGGCGGCGGCGGCGGACCCGGCCCGCGGAUCGGCGGUCUCGUGUCGUCGCUGCUCGUGAUGGGCGGCGGCAUCUGGGUGUUCCAGAACGGGCUGUUCAACGUGGACGGCGGGCACCGGGCCAUCAAGUACCGGCGGCUCAGCGGCGUGUCCAAGGAGAUUUACGGCGAGGGCACGCACUUUAUGAUUCCGUGGUUCGAGUCGCCGAUUGUGUACGACGUGCGGGCGCGGCCGCGCAACGUGUCGUCGCUGACGGGCACCAAGGACCUGCAGAUGGUCAACAUUACGUGCCGCGUGCUGUCGCGGCCGGACGUGCCGGCGCUGCCGCAGAUCUACCGCACGCUGGGCACCGACUACGACGAGCGCGUGCUGCCGUCGAUUGUCAACGAGGUCCUCAAGAGCGUGGUCGCGCAGUUCAACGCCAGCCAGCUGAUUACGCAGCGCGAGAUGGUGGCCCGGCUGGUGCGCGAGAACCUGUCGCGGCGCGCGGCCCGCUUCAACCUGCUGCUCGACGACGUGUCCCUGACGCACCUGGCGUUCUCGCCCGAGUUCACGGCCGCCGUCGAGGCCAAGCAGGUGGCCCAGCAGGACGCGCAGCGCGCGGCCUUUGUCGUCGACAAGGCGCGCCAGGAGAAGCAGGCCAUGGUGGUCAAGGCGCAGGGCGAGGCGCGGUCGGCCGAGCUGAUUGGCGAUGCCAUCAAGAAGAACAAGGCGUACGUGGAGCUCAAGAAGCUGGAGAACGCGCGGGCCAUUGCGACGACGCUGCAGGACGCCGGCGGCAAGAACCGGCUGCUGCUGGACGCCGAGGGCCUGGGCCUGAACGUGUUUGAGAGCGGGGAGGAGUCGAAAUAG